AUGAUUUUUUGUAUUAGUUUAGCUGUUAAUAUAACAACAACGACGACGAAAAUUGAGAAUUUAAUUGAAUCAUUAUUAAAACUUAUUCAUAAAUGUUUAGUUUGUUUGGGUGAUCUUAGUAGAUAUUUAAGUGAAUAUGAUGGAUGUAUACAAACAGCAGAGAAAUAUUAUACAAUGGCGGUAUUACUUGAUCCAGAAAUUGGUAUGCCAUUAAAUCAAUUGGGAACAUUAUGUGGUCGAUCGAAUGUUAAUUGUGAUGCAGCUUUUUUCUAUUUACUUUGUUUGAGUACAACACAUCCAUUUGAUGGUGCAAAAGAUAAUUUACAAAUGCUUUUCGAACGAAAUGAAAGACGAUUUUUAGAAUUUAAUAAACAACAGGCGAAAAAUCGAAAUGAUAAAACAAGUAAUCGCGAAAUUCGUCGUUUUCUUGUUGAAUUUUUACAUGUUACUCAUCAAUUACUUGAAUCAAACAAUAUUGGUCAAAUUCAAGAAUUAGGUCAACAGACAUUAAAUGAUUUUAAUGCUUGUAUGUUUUAUCAAAAUGAUUCAUUACUUUCUGAUGAUCUUGUUUUUAAAUUAUUAUCAAUAUCAAUGAUGCUUGUUGAUCGUAUUCAACGUACACGUAGUCGAACAGUUAAACAAACAAUACUUUUUGCUGGUAUUGCUUUUGCUGUUGCUCUAUUUUCACAUGUUGUUAAUCAUACAAUUAUUCGUUUACAAAAUGCUUUUUAUCAAUUACAUGAUGCUCGAACUAAAACGAAUGAAAGUGAUUCGGAAGAAGAAGAAGAACGUCGACAGGCAGAAGCAAAAGAAAAACGACGUCGAAUGAAAAUGGUAUUAUCACGACGUCGUCGACAAAGUGCAUCAUCAUCUGAUAAAAGUGAUCAAAGUGAACGUUCGGAAUCAAAUGAACGAUAUCAACGACGAGAUGAUUCAUCAGAUGAUUAUCGAUCAGAAGAUGAAAUACCAGAUUAUCUUUCUGGAGGUUCAUCAACUGAUGAGGAUAAUGAAGAACAAAAAAAACAAGUUAUACGAGAUGAAAAAGAUAAAGAAGCUGAAGAAUUAGCAAUUAAAGUUGCACUUGAUGAAUUUAUGGAAAAAAUUAAACAAAGUGGUGCUGUUUUUCAUGAUAAUAAUGAUUCGCAAACAACACUUUUUUCAUUUACGGAUUUAUCAACACAUUUAUUUGCUGCAUUUGCUUCACAUGAUUGUCCAUCGCCAUUAUUUCUUGAUCAAAAUUCAUCAGAUGAUGAUCCAUAUUCAACGUCAACGUACAAUUAUGAUCAACCAUUUAAAUCUAUUCUUAUUGGAAAUAAACAAAUCAAUGUACCACCAGGAUUUGAACAUAAUAGUGAUGCUUUAGCAGCCGCAGAAAUUGAACAAAAAAUGGCGGAAUUUGAACUUGAACCUAUUAUGGAUAAUACAACAACUGAACAACAAAAUAUUGAUAAUGAUCAAACUACUCGUUAUCAUGGUACAAAAUUAAUUCUUGAAUUACUAGAAAACGAAUAUUUACUUUCUGCCAUAAAAACUUUUUGUGAUUGGCUUGCUGGAAACAAACGUUUACUUCAAAUGUUAUUACCGAUAUCUCCUGGUCUAUGGUCAAAAUUAGCAUUAUUAUUAAAUUUUUUACCUCAUGAACGUGAUAUUAUCAAAAGUGGUUUAAUUCCCUCUACUUCACCAAUUCAUCCUUUAUUAAUAAAAUUUAUGGAAACAAAAGUUUUUGUUUUUCCACCACCAAUGCUUGAUGAAGAUAUUCAAUUACGUGCAUUUCAAUCACUAAAAGUUGAUCGAAAUCAUAUUAAAUUAAAUUUAAAUCAAUUAUCAUCAUUAAAUAAAUUUGAAUCAACAAUAAUGCGUAUUUGUUCACUCCGUCGUUUUGGUUAUUAUACAUCAUCAUUAUUAGCAAAUUCACAAUUUAAUUAUGAUAAUGAUAAAUCAUCUUUUACUGCUUCAGCUCCAUCUGAACAGCAACCAGCAACAACAACAACGCCGACGACGACAACAGCAGCAGCAGUAGUAGAUCCAAUGGUUGAUGAAGAACGUAAAUCUCGUUUAAUGCGUGAUAUGGCUGCACUCCGUUUACAAGCUGAAAUAAGUCAAUUAGAAAAUAGUUUAAAAAAUGAAGAAUUUUCUUUACCACCUUAUCUGGUUAUUGACUCAUCGGUAUUAUGUACAAAUCUCACUUUAAUACAAAAAUUUGUUCAAUCACAACGUUUUAUUAUUGUUAUUCCAUUAGUUGUAAUUGAUAUUCUUGAUGAAUUAAAAAAAGAACAACGUGAAGCACGUGAUGCUAUUCGAUGGCUUGAAAAUCAAUUUCGUGCUGGAAAUAGAUUUAUUCGUACACAAGCUGUACAUGAACGAAU
Messenger RNA from Adineta steineri, 2366 nucleotides. Lineage: Eukaryota; Metazoa; Rotifera; Eurotatoria; Adinetida; Adinetidae. The record is from the annotation of a GenBank genome assembly.